AUGCCGCCCAAAGUAGCCAAGGGCGAAUACAUUGAGACAGUGCCCGCGGAGAUGGUUCUAGCACAGGCAUUCGCCUGGCCCGCGCAGGCCACAGCAUCCAUGUUCUCCCCUACACCUACACUUCCACCUCCAUCCUCAUCUCUUCUUGGAUCCCCCUCCCUCUCCCCAAAAGGCAAACCCUUCUCCUUCUCCCCCACAACAACAGACCUCCGCACCUGGGAAGACCUCUCCAUCCUCCUAACGCCCCCCAAGGAAACCGGCAACAAGAUCUCCCGCCGCUCGCAGAUCCACGGAACACACCACAUCUCACUCGGCGGGAAAUCCAUCAUCAUGGCGGACGCCGUCGUGCGCGGCGACCUCUUCCGCUCCUCGUCCUCGUCCUCCUCGCAAUCCCAGUCCUCCUCCUCCGGCAACAAUAACAUCGCGAUCAAUAUCGGGCGGUAUACGUUCAUCUCACGGAGCGCGAUCCUGCGUCCGCCCUCGCGGCUGACGAGGGGUGUGCACACGUACACGACGCUGCAUAUCGGGAGCCAUGUGUUCGUGGGCGAACGGAGUGUCGUUGAGGCGGCGAAGGUGGAGGAUAAUGUGACGAUUGGGAAGGAUUGUGUUAUUGGGUCUAUGGCGAUAUUGAAGGAGAGGUGUCAGGUGCUGGAUGGGUGUGUUGUGCCUGCGGGGAUGGUGGUGCCGAGCCAUUGUGUAGUGGGCGGGCAGCCGGCGAGGAUUGUGGGGGAUACGGCGAUUGCGUAUGGGGUUGAGGGGUUAGAGGGGGGACUGAGUCGGGAGAGAUAUCGGAGUAUCCGGUAG
Molecule: messenger RNA, 804 nt
Organism: Aspergillus mulundensis
Lineage: Eukaryota; Fungi; Ascomycota; Eurotiomycetes; Eurotiales; Aspergillaceae
Product: dynactin subunit 5
Exons: 2
Coding region: 1-804 (267 amino acids)
Source: RefSeq, a predicted model, not a curated record